Molecule: messenger RNA, 1029 nt
Organism: Alnus glutinosa
Lineage: Eukaryota; Viridiplantae; Streptophyta; Magnoliopsida; Fagales; Betulaceae
Exons: 5
Coding region: 389-775 (128 amino acids)
Source: RefSeq, a predicted model, not a curated record
UCAUUAAUCAAGUGGCAGAAAGGCCACCGUCAACGUGAAAAUCAAGAAGACCCAAUCGAUUCUCAGAAAAACCCAAAAUCCACGAGUAUUUUUUUGCUUUCUGAUUUUCAAGACAGACCCAAAGCAAAAAGGAGGAAGCUUUCCGAUUUUUUCUUCAUUGCCGUUUUUGGAAACCCUAGAGUUGUCUGAAUUCCUUUUGUUCACGGGAUUUGAAUACCCCCGUCGGGUGGGGUUUUCUGACUAUGGUAACGCUGAAUAGCUCCAUCACUGCUUGGAUCGGUCACUUAAUCGCUUGCAUGGGAACAGGGGUUGUUUUGGAUGCUGCACUAAACCCACACCAAUUAUUGCCGUUGAUGAGCCAUCAAAGGGACUGAAAAUUCAAGGGCGCAUGGUGAGAAAACCUAGCGUAUCCGAUGAUUUCUGGAGUACCAGCACGUGUGAUCUGGACAACAGCACUGUCCAAUCUCAAAGAAGCAUCUCAUCCAUCAGCACGUCGAACCAGACCCUUAAUUGUGGAACUGGCAUUGGUAGCAUGAGCAGCAAUUCUGACUUAGUAAAUAAUGGUCUUCUUCUCUGGAAUCAAACCAGGCUUCAGUGGAUUGGAUCUGGCAGGUCCAGGGAUCGUACUGAACGGAGUCGGGAACCCAGAUUAAGUUGGAAUGCGACUUAUGAAAGUUUGCUUGGGACAAGGGAGCCUUUCCCCCAGCCAAUCCCUCUAUCUGAAAUGAUAGACUUUCUGGUAGAUGUAUGGGAGCAGGAGGGGCUGUAUGAUUGAGGAAGUGUAUCAUAUCAAGACCCCGCUGUCUUUGUAACUAUUAAGAGUUGUACGUGUAUAGUUGGGGGCCAAAGCAGGAUCAAAACGAUCAAACAGAUAUUUCUAAAUUUACUAUACUACACACUAAUGACCAUCGUUUUCUUUUCUUUUUUCCUUUUUCUCUUGUACAUGCUCUAUUUUACAUGGCCCUCUACCAUAUUCAAACUGAAUACAGAUGCAAAUAUGUCUAUGAUUAACACUGAACUUGAUGCUCU